Haliotis rufescens (red abalone) is the source of this 948-nucleotide messenger RNA. RefSeq names its product yolk ferritin-like. Bases 90 to 815 code for a protein of 241 amino acids. Gene Ontology annotation, biological process: iron ion transport; intracellular iron ion homeostasis. Gene Ontology annotation, cellular component: cytoplasm. The transcript has 7 exons. NCBI's taxonomy places the organism in Eukaryota, Metazoa, Mollusca, Gastropoda, Lepetellida, Haliotidae. The record is from RefSeq and is a predicted model, not a curated record. Gene Ontology annotation, molecular function: ferrous iron binding; ferric iron binding.
AUACAAAGUCCACUCGCUAUCGCAUAACAGCAACCCCAGUUAGGCGUAAGACAGGGAGAGCAGUCUCCCUCCAUCCAUUUACUGUAAAGAUGCGCGUCCUCGCCGUGGUAGCCGCGGUGUUGUUCCAGUCGUGCCUGUCUCGCUGCUCAGACGAUGGCUACGUCCCCUUGGUGAAGCAGCAGUACGCGGAGAAGAUCAACAACCAGAUCCGGGCCCAGAUCACCAUGGAGCUCCAGGCUAGCUAUCUCUACCAGGCCUAUGCGUCCUACUUCGACAGAGCUGACGUGGCGCUGCCUGGUUUCAAGAAGUUCUUCCUCCAGGCGUCCAAGGAGGAGAAGGAGCAUGCUCAGAUCCUCAUCGAUUACGUCAACAAGCGAGGGGGUUCGCUGCAGUUUGGUGACAUCAAGCUGCUGGACGUGUGCGAAACUAUCAAGGACCUUUCUAAGACAGUGGACCUGAGCCGCAGAAGACAACAGACAUGUAUUUGCUACUUCGUGAGCCAGAAGAGACAGAUGCUGAAGACGAAGCCAGACCCUUCCUGCAUGAACCCCCGCAGUGACUGGAGGCACGGCCUGAUGGCGAUGGAAGACGCCCUGCUUAUUGAGAGAAAAGUCAACUCUGAACUCCUUGAUCUUCACGAUAUCGCUUCAUCAGGACCAACAAAAGACCCCCAUCUGACACACACCUUGGAGCACAUCUACCUCGAGGAACAGGUGGAAUCCAUUAAGAAGUUCGGAGACUACGUCGCCCAACUCUCCAGAUUCACUGACGACUACCGUCUCGGCGAAUACAUCUUCGACAAGUCGCUGCAGUAACAGUAUAUCCUGUGAUCGGGCUAAUAAAAAAAAAAAGCUUCUCUGAUGAAUGCCAUGCCCAUGCAAAGUAAUCUGUAUUGUCAUUCUUGUAGGAGUGGGUGUUAUUAUAUCUGAAUAAAAUUUUAGAAUUUGG